AUCAAGAACAACAAGCCAGUAGUAGCAAAGGGUACAACUACUGCUCAUUUUGUAAAAUUCAUAAAUGAGCUUCUUGAUAUCAUGGACGUGGACGAAAGACUUAUGGGUAAUUAUUUUGUUAAUGGAGAAAGAAUUGCGGAUGUAUGCCCCAGUCAUCUCAAUGGAUUUUAUAGACACUCUAAGCGUCAAAUCAUCAACUGCCAUAAUAAAACGAACAUCCAAUUAGCUGAGACAAAAUUUACCAGCCGCACUGUACAUAAAAUUCAGUGCAACAUCACUUUAAGAAAAGAUGUGUAA
Molecule: messenger RNA, 297 nt
Organism: Cokeromyces recurvatus
Lineage: Eukaryota; Fungi; Mucoromycota; Mucoromycetes; Mucorales; Mucoraceae
Exons: 1
Source: RefSeq, a predicted model, not a curated record